Rubroshorea leprosula is the source of this 4123-nucleotide messenger RNA. The record is from the annotation of a GenBank genome assembly. NCBI's taxonomy places the organism in Eukaryota, Viridiplantae, Streptophyta, Magnoliopsida, Malvales, Dipterocarpaceae.
AUUUAUUUCAAUUUCAUCUAGGCAGUUAAAGUUAACAGAAAUCCUAACGAAAAUCUUCUUAAACCUUAGUACUCUAACUAUGUUUCUUUUAAUCUUUUAGUCCUUAAAUUUAUAUUCAUAAUAAAAAUAGUUUUUAUUCUUAUUUUGCUAAAUGUGUUUUUCAGAAAAUUGUUUUACAGAGUAGACUGCUUUCAGUCCACCCUGUCAGUAAAACCAAUUUUGGGGGGGAAGAGGCUGCUGAACUUUAAUGAUAAUCUUGUCAGUGAACAUUAGAGGCUUGGGGGGUGAGGGCAAGAAGAGAGGCAUUAGAGAGCUAGUUGAAAAAGAAAAAGUGGAGUUUUUGUCAAUUCAAGAAUCAAAGCUAGAAGAGGUAGAUUAUCAGACAUGCAGGAACAUUUGGGGAGGAGAUAAUUUUGAUUGGGUAUCAAAACCUUCUAGAGGAUCGGCGGGAGGGCUUAUAUGCAUUUGGAAUUGUGAUAUAAUGUCAAAAGAAAGAGUAAUUGAAGGUGAGAGCUUUGUGGGGAUAUAUGGAACCUGGGGAGCCUCUAAAAUCCCGGUACACAUUCUUAACAUCUAUGCACCCUGUGAUAUGUCGGGUAAAAGAUCUUUGUGGGUUAGUAUUCAAGAAUUGAUGAUAGAAGCAUGUGGCAACUGGUGUUUGAUGGGUGACUUUAAUGCCAUCAGAAGUGAGCAAGAACGGAAGGGUGGGAGAGCAAAUAGGAGGGAAAUGACAGAGUUUGAUGAGUUCAUUAGAUCGUGUGGCCUCAUCGACCUCCCCUUAAUUGACAGAAAGUUUACAUGGUAUCAUUCAAAUGGAUCUGUUAUGAGCAGGUUAGACAGAUUUCUGUUGUCAGAAAAUUGGUGCCACAAUUGGGGCGAUGCCAAACAAUGGGGGCUGAAGAGAACAAUGUCAGACCAUUGCCCAAUUUUGUUAAAGAACCAAAUAAUUGACUGGGGCCCUAAACCUUUCCGUUUCUUCGAUGUGUGGUUUGAUUCUCCUGGACUCAAAGAGCUAGUGAGGGAGACAUGGAAAUCAACAGUGAUACCGGGAUGGCAUGGAUACCGAUUUAAAGAGAAGAUGAAGGAAACGAAGAAAGUUUUGAAGGAAUGGAGCAAAACAAUGGUGUCGGAGAUGGAUCUCACCAUUAAGAAUUGCAAAGAAACCAUUGCGGAUAUUGAUAUCAAAGGGGAGACAGCGGUUUUGAAUGAUGAGGAUGUACAACUAAGAAGGAGCAGUUUUCUGGAACUCUGGAAACAACAGAAAUUGAAGGAGAGUAUGUGGCGUCAAAAAGCAAGGACAACAUGGAUCAAAGACGGAGAUGCUAAUACGAAAUUCUUCCACAGGUGUGUUAAGGGAAGAAGGAGACGGAAUGACAUUGUUAGCUUACAAGUGGGAGACAAACACAUGGAACAUGUGCAAGAGAUCAAGGAAGGUGUGGCGAACUACUUCGACAUGUUGUUCUUUGAGGAUAGAUGGCAACGACCUCAUCUCGACGGAAUUGAUUUCAAAAAGAUAUCAGCAGAAGACAAUUCCUUUUUGCUUGCCCCCUUCAAUGAAGAAGAAGUCAAAAGGGCAGUAUGGAGCUGUGGAUGUUCUAAAGCACCAGGGCCAGAUGGUUUCAACUUCAAAUUCAUCCGUGAAAUGUGGGACACGAUCAAAGAUGACAUGAUGGGCUAUGUUGAGGAUUUUCACAAUAAUGGGAAAUUGGUUAGAGGAGCGAACAGCUCCUUUAUUGUGUUGAUACCCAAGGUUAUGAACCCCCAGAAAAUCGAAGAGUUCAGACCCAUUUCUUUAAUCGGCGUCAUGUAUAAGGUGAUUGCUAAGCUCCUCGCAAACAGAAUUGGCUCGGUUCUGGAUGGUAUUAUUGGAGAAAACCAAAUGGCCUUCAUUAAAGGUAGACAAAUGGUUGAUAGUAUCGUAAUAGCUAAUGAAACAAUUGAUGAAGCGAAGAGGAAGAAGAAAGCUAGUUUCCUAUUCAAAAUAGACUUCGAGAAGGCGUACGACAAGGUCUGUUGGGAAUUUCUUGAUUACAUGAUGGCAAGGAUGGGGUUCGAAUCUAAAUGGCGACGGUGGAUCAGUGAAUGCUUGAAGACGGCAGAGGCGUCGAUCUUACUCAAUGGUAGCACAACCAGACAAGUCAAAAUUAACAAAGGUCUCAGACAAGGCGAUCCACUCUCACCUUAUCUGUUUUUGUUGGUUGCGGAAGGCCUCAAUGGCAUUAUCUCAUCAGCAAUCAACCAUGGUUUGUUUGACGGAAUUGAUAUAGGCAGUAGAGGUUUGAAAAUGUCCCAUCUGCAAUUUGCGGACGACUCAAUCCUAUUUGGGAAAGCCGUGGAGGACAACAUAUGGGCAGCAAAGAGCAUAAUGAGAAUCUUUGAGUUGGUUUCGGGGCUGAAGAUUAAUUUCAGGAAAAGCCAACUUAUAGGAAUAAAUGUUUCAGAGGGAUGGAUGUCAAAAAUGACCCACAUAUUGAAUUGCAAGCAAGGAGAGCUUCCAUGCAGAUAUUUGGGGGUUCCAAUAGGCGGCAGUGGGAAGAAGAUUUCUAUGUGGAAACCACUGAUCGAAUCUUUUGAGAAAAAAUUAAGCAAUUGGAAAAGCCGGCUCCUCUCUCUGGGCGGAAGGAUUACACUCCUCAAUGCAGUACUGUCCAGCCUCCCAGUUUAUACCAUGUCUGUACACCUACUUCCUAAAGGUUUGAUUCUCUCCCUAGAUAAAAUCCGCAGGAGCUUCCUAUGGGGGGGUGGAGGGAGUAAAAGAAAAAUCAACUGGGUCUCAUGGGACAAAGUUUGUAGCAGCAAGAUGAAGGGUGGGCUAGGGGUCAAAGAUCUUAGAAAAUUUAAUUUAGCAUUGUUGGGUAAGUGGUGGGGCAGACUUGCAAGUGGGGAAGAGAGCCUAUUUUACAAAACUAUCCAGCACAAGUACGGUUGUUUGGAGGGUAGAUGGAGGGAAUGGGUGCAGGCGGAUGAUCAAAGGGGAUCUCUAUGGUGGAGAAACCUAUGUAGGAUUGAUGUUAUGGAUCCAAACAGCAGAGGAUGGCUAACAGGGGGCUUUAAAUUGAAGCUUGGAGAUGGGCAGUCUGUCAACUUUUGGAAGGAUGUGUGGACAGGAGAUCAAUCCCUCGCCAACAGAUUUCCUCGUUUAUACCUUGCCUCCACUGAUAAAGACAUGAGAAUCUCUCAAAUGGGAUGUUGGAGGGAAGACUCCUGGCAGUGGACACUUAAUUGGAGACGAUCGUUACACGAAUGGGAGAAAGAAAACCUCACCGAGAUGCUGGGGCUAAUCAACAAAUAUCACCCAUUCAAAGACCAAAAAGACAGCUGGGAGUGGAAUCACAACAAAGAAGGAGAAUACUCAGUCAAAACAGCUUACGAUCUACUAUCCAAUAUCAAUGACACCAGCAGUAUUCAGAUGCAUAAAAGGACAUGGAGCAAACUCAUCCCCACAAAAAUCAGUGCAUUUGGUUGGCAAGCCCUGCAGAAUAGAAUACCCACAAAGCUCAAUCUAUACCAGAGGGGAAUUGUCCAUGAUAAUAGCCUGAAGUGCGGUUUGUGCGGUGACGACAUUGAAGAUACCAACCAUCUAUUUAUUCAUUGUAGAGUGGCUCACUCAGUAAGAAGCAAAUGUACAAAAUGGUGGAGGUUUCUCACGGCUCACCCGAGAACUUGCCAAGAAGACUUCGAGCAGCACAGGCCCCCCAUAAAAGACUCAUCAGUUCAAGCUGGAUGGGAUGUGGUAUGGUUCUCCACCUUAUGGUCUCUUUGGUUGGCUAGAAAUAGAAAAAUCUUUAAAAAUCAAGCAUAUGAAGAGGAUAGAAUUUUUGAACUAGUACAGCUUAGAGCCUUUAGUUGGAUUAAGAGCAGGUCAAUAGGUUACUCCUUUAAUUUCUACGAAUGGUUGGUUGAACCGGUGUUAUGCCUUAAGGCCAAACGUAGUUUUCAGUAGCUUGUUUUAAUUUAAUGUGGAUUCCUGGCAUGUUCCACCGAGCAGCUAUUUGACUUUGGCCAUUUUAUUAUGCUGGUUCUGUUUUGACUAGGCGAAGUCAGUGGAUGCUCAGUGUCUGCAUCUUUUGUACACGGGUAGGAGUACCCCUUGUACUCCAUUUAAUCAAUUUAUCUCCUUUGC